GGGGCCCAACAUUGCAGCGUGAGAAUGGGCCUUUAAGUUUAUAUCUCACUUUGUCCCAGUCGCGACCUGACGAUCCGAGGGGAUGGUGAAGGUAAAGAAGAAUUUCAAGGCCAAUGUUGCUUUCCGUUUUUAAAGUGAAUCAUGAGCUCGCAGGAGAAGUGUCCUACCUGUUCGGCCGCAAAGGAGACGGAAGACGAUCUGCUGUCGAAGUUUGAUUAUGUCAUCUGUACCAUACCCGGUACUCACGGCAUGCCCUAUGGACGGGUGGUCCCGCGUCAUCUGGUGCAAAAGGUCCUGAAGGAUGGCUUUGGGCUGUUUCGGGGUAUCGGAAACUUCGGCAUUAACUUUGAAAUCCCAAAACAAAUUAAAGAGUACACCGAGAAUAACUGGCCUAACGGCCUCUUCCUUCCCAUCAAAGAGACGGCUAGAGAGCUGAUGUGGUGCAGCACUCCCUCCCGCCGUAUCGGCAACCUUGUGUGCGACCUGUUGUACGCCAACGGCGAGCAGGACGAGGUGUGUCCACGUGACACGCUGCGUCGACAGCUGCGGCGGCUGGAGGCCAUGGGGAUAAAGCUGCGGUCGUCGUUCGAGUGCGAGUACAUGGUCUUCAGAAAGGACACGUCGGAGCCGCUAGGUGGCGGUGUGCUACAGUACGGCAACGCGGACCUGCUGGACCAGGACCUGGACUUCCACCUGGACCUGAUGGACGUCAUGCGCGGCAGUGGCAUCCCCGUGGAGUUCUUCAACGGCGAGUCGGAGCUAGGCCAGUACGAGAUCACCAUGACACCAACGGAAGGACUUGAGGCGGCUGACGCGGCUUUCUUCUUGCGGUACGGCAUCCGGGCAUUCUGCCAGCGGCGCGGUUAUAGAGCGACAUUCAUGACGCGCCCCUGCUUUCCCGGCCAUAGUAAUGGCAUGCACCUAAACCACUCCCUGUGGGGCUCCGACGGCCGCGAUGUCUUCCACGACGCCAACGACUCUCAGCAUUUGUCUACAUUCGCUCGGCACUGGGUGGCCGGCCUACGACAUGGACCGGCUCUGGCAGCCCUGGUGUGCCCCACCGUCAACUGCUACCGCCGCCUUUGCGACGGACUGGCGCCCAGCGCCAUCUACUGGAACCUGGAAGACCGCCUGAGCACGAUCCGGGCCAAAGCCUCCAAGUCCGGUGCCUACCUGGAGUUUCGACUGCCGUCUUCCGCCUGUAAUCCUUACCUAGCCAUUGCCGCUACUAUAGCUGCAGGUCUGGAUGGGGUAGAGCGCAAACUGCCAUGUCCAGAUCCCGGAAUCCCUGGCAGGACGGUCAGUCCCGACAACGCUGUGCCCCUGCCAACGUCAUUGACCGAGGCCCUCAACGCACUGGAGAAGGACGUGGAUUUAAAGAACGCGCUGGGUCAAAAGGUCGUGGAACGUUUUAUCACUCUGAAGCGCGACUUUGAAAUCAAGUAUUUCCAGAACAACACCACUGCGGACAUGAGCACUGCGGAAGUCACAGCUGUGGAGGCCAAAUACUACAUGCCUUAUAUCUAACACUACAUGAGUCUGCAUGCACGUGACUUCAGCUUUAUUUAGUAGGUAGAACUGAUGGUAGUUGUUUAUGGUAAACAAUCUAAUCCUUCUCUCUAAAAUCCUAGAGUAGCCAUAGCCACAAGGUAUGUGUGAUGAUAAGAACAGGUGCAUAUUUCUUUUCACACACACAUAAACACACACACUCCCUGAGAUGUCCACUCAGAGACUUCUAUAUGGGACAAGCAGUGAUAUGAUUGAUAUGAAUUCAUGAGGUUGGCAAUAUGUUUGCAUGUAAAGUUACUUCUCUACUUUCACAUGAGAACCAUAGACUUCUAUAGCCCCAUUUAGUAGUUCCAUUGUUUUGGCUAGAUUGUAGACAUUUCUUUAACUGUAUCAUGUGGUAGAACAACAACUAUGGUGAAAACAUUUGAAACUCAUGGCAUGAUGAAUGAGUGAAGAAUAAAUGUAGACAUUUUAUUUUUGUUUGUUGUAGCAAUCAUGCCUUGUUUUCACUUACAAAUGACUAUAGUACCAUCCUUUUCCACUUUUGUGAAAUGUAGAAGCUUGAACAUCUUCUAUAAAACUUUUUUUCAGGUGUUAGGUCUGUGAAAAAAAAUUAUGCUUGUCCAUAAAGGAACCAAUUGAUUGAGAAUAAGAAAGUAUGCUCUUGCAUUUGACACUGGUUUGGUUAUUUAUUAUUUUCUGGUAAGCGACCAUCCAAAUAUAACUAAGUCAACCUUCUGUGAAGAUAGUAGCAUUACAACUGAAGCCUACGCGCAUCUCUUUCAUCAAAAUGUACAAGGAUAAAGAAACACUGGCCUAACCAAGAGGGUAAAGUGCAAUAAAUUUAUCCUAAAACAAAACAAUGCUGGGAAAUCCAAUCCCUCCUUCCUCUUUGUCUCUUAAAAUAAAAGUGGAUGCCUUUUUCAUGCUAAAUCGCAGGCAUUGGUUUGAGUGUGUAAAUAUUUAUAUAAACUCAUAAUUGCACAUAUGAUUACCCAAUUUUGCAAUAAAUUAAAUAAAUAAAUUUCAUUUAAUUUUAUUUUCUGUAAACUGCUUUUGCUACGCCAGGUUUCAGAAAUGGAGUAUUAAACUGCACUCUCCAUGCCA
This is a messenger RNA of Pomacea canaliculata, 2616 nucleotides long. RefSeq names its product glutamine synthetase-like. The record is from RefSeq and is a predicted model, not a curated record. NCBI's taxonomy places the organism in Eukaryota, Metazoa, Mollusca, Gastropoda, Architaenioglossa, Ampullariidae. Gene Ontology annotation, molecular function: glutamine synthetase activity. Gene Ontology annotation, cellular component: membrane; cytoplasm.